AUGCAGUUUCUCAUUCAUGCAAAUUUUGUGCUUGCGGCCAACCGCGAAGCAGUACCUGACACAGAUUGGAACCAAGCACUGCGGGAAGGUAUUGUUUUAGCAUUUGUCGGCUUGGUUAUAGAGCUUGUCCAGCCAGGCGAUCCAUUGGAGUUCAAGUGGAUGCGCUAUCUCCCUGGGAAAACCAUGGAAGGCUUUUGGGAAGAUCUAUAUGACGAUACCACCUACAAGCUGCUGGGCAAAGCCAUUCUACGAUCACGACAAGGCCGCCUUCACGAUCUCAAUCAUAUGAAGUUUCUUCCUCCCUGGUUCAUCUACGAACUUCGGCCACUAUUGCCGGACACGGAUGAUGACAUCUAUCUAUCAGACAGAUAUGAGCCAUUUGACAUAAAGGUCUUGAAGGAACUUGGCUUGAAGAAAAUCAGUUCUACACAAAUCUUAUAG
Molecule: messenger RNA, 441 nt
Organism: Exophiala aquamarina CBS 119918
Lineage: Eukaryota; Fungi; Ascomycota; Eurotiomycetes; Chaetothyriales; Herpotrichiellaceae
Exons: 1
Coding region: 1-441 (146 amino acids)
Source: RefSeq, a predicted model, not a curated record